Molecule: messenger RNA, 735 nt
Organism: Oppia nitens
Lineage: Eukaryota; Metazoa; Arthropoda; Arachnida; Sarcoptiformes; Oppiidae
Exons: 2
Coding region: 1-735 (244 amino acids)
Source: RefSeq, a predicted model, not a curated record
AUGCCAGUGCCCGGCGGCCUGACAUCGACGCCCAGGGCUGCCACUGGCCCUGCCGUUGCGUUUGCGGCCAACUAUGUCCAGCCGAGUGCACCGAAUCUAUCGAAACUCUAUCCAAAUCUAAUCGAUAUUAGUCUGAAUCAAACGAUACCGAAAUCGACAGCUGCUAUGAUGGACAACCUAUCCGAUCAUUUGGACAUCGAUCUGAGCACUGGUAGUAGUAAUAAGGAAAACAACCAUCAGAUCAUCAGCGAUGCGGAUACGGCAGUCAAACUGCUCGAGUAUCGGCUGGAGGCCAAAGACCGGCAGUUACGUGAACUCAAUGACCGCUACGAACAACAAAUUCGACUAAAAUAUACCGAAUUGGAAACAUUGACCGCACGGCUGACGAUGACUGACCAACAGCUGGAGUCUAUGGACUGUGAACUGCGACUGAAAUACCGGACCGACCAGAAUGUCGAGAAAAUGCAAUCAGAUUUGUUGGAAACGAUUCGUUUGGCCGAAGCUAAGAGCCGAUCGCUGGAUGAACUGGUGGCCAGUAGGGACCGGGAGGUCAAUCAAUUGCGUCAAAAGUGUUCAUCGCAGGAGAAGAUCAUCGACAAUAUGAAGCAUAAGCUUAGGAUCAGUAGGUCAGAGCUGGAUCUAUACGAAAGUCAGGCCAUCGAUAACUUUGGCUCAAGUGUACUGAACGAGCCGUACGGUUCACCCGAUCAGGAGAUCAGUCUACUGUCUCAGUGA